AUGAUCAAUCCAACCUCAACAACUGGAUAUACCAGUCAAGCAAAUCACUAUCAUCAAAGUGCAAAUAGUUCACCAGCCUUUAAUAACCCUGGGAUGAUGGCACCUCCACCCACAAGCCUACAAUCAUCCCCAAUGAGACCAUUAAAAUCAGUUCCAAAUCAAAACCCAAUGCAAAACAUCCAGAACAUUCCAUUUAGUUCCGCUAUUCCCCAUUCCAUACCAAAUGUAUCUUCAUCACAAUAUCCUCCUAAUUUUCAACCCCAUCAAAUAAAUAACAAUACACCACCUCUUAUUCCUUCUAGUCAAUAUAAUCAGCCAAUUAUAAAUGGGCCGUCUGGACCAUCAGUACCAGUAAAUCAAUACCCUCCUUCAAGUACGUUUAGUCCUCCACCCUUAACAAAUCUUCCACCUACAAGUGCCAGCUAUGGACCAAGGCCACUUAAUCCAGUGUUUAGUGGUAUAAGACCUCCAACGUCAAUGCCCCCUGGUUUAGUGACAAGUCAACCUAACAUACCAUUUAAUGGACCGCCAACUUCUGCAGCCAGGAACAGUCCUUUAGCAACUGGACCACCAAUUAACAAUUUACCACCAUCCAGCUUACCUAAUUUAUCUGGACCUAUACCACCAAAAAGCAAUAUAGUUAAUGGGCCUUCUAUGUCAGGUCCACCAUCUUCAAUGGGCUCACAAAUGCCACCAAGAGGAUUACCAAGUGGCCCAUUACAAAGUGACCCAACUAGUUUUCUAACAAGGCCACCCAUGCCACCUAAUAUAAACCAACCUUUAAAUGGUCCAAUUAACCAAAUGGAUCAAAAUUACACAACUGGACCAUCUAGUUUGAGUCCACCAGGUUUGCUCAGUGGGCCAAUGAGUCAGCCUGCCCCCACAAGUGGGGUUAGUGGACCCUCAAAUACGAGUAUGCAAAAUAGAUAUCCUCAAAUGCCAUACACUAAUCUGAGUCCACAACAGCAAAUGCAAGUGCAGCAGAAUAUUGCCAAACAAUUUCCUACGCACAAUUUAUAUGGAGUAACACAACAAAUGGGGAACUUGAGUGUAACCAAACAAGGAUUUGACCAACUGUGGGGUCACCAAAUGGUAGACCUGUUACAGUGUAAACAUAUUUUGCCUGAGUAUCCUGAGGAACCAAUGGAAAUAAAACUUGGAAAUCAGUUUGCUGAUGCUCCUAACUGCAGUCCUGAAAUCUUCAGAUGCACUGUCAACCGUAUUCCCGAAACGAACUCGCUCUUACAGAAGUCUAGACUGCCUCUAGGCAUCCUAAUCCAUCCCUUCAAAGACCUAAAUCAUUUACCUGUAAUCCAAUGCACAACGAUCGUGAGGUGUCGUGCGUGUCGUACCUACAUCAACCCGUUUGUUUACUUCGUCGACUCGAAGCGCUGGAAAUGCAACCUGUGUUACAGAGUGAAUGAAUUGCCAGAAGAGUUCCAAUACGAUCCGCUAAGCAAAUCCUACGGAGACCCGUCCCGUCGUCCAGAGAUAAAGUCUGCUACAAUAGAGUUCAUAGCGCCCAGUGAAUACAUGCUGCGUCCCCCGCAGCCGGCCGUCUACCUGUUCCUUCUAGACGUUUCUCAGAUUGCCAGAGAAUCUGGAUAUUUGCAGGUGGUAUGUGAUACAUUAAAAGAAAAUCUAGACAAGUUGCCCGGCGACGCGCGCACGCAGAUCGGCUUCAUAUGCUACGAUGCUCACAUACACUAUUACUUGAUGAGCGACGGACUGACCCGGCCAAAAGAGAUGACUGUGUUGGAUAUUGAUGAUGUGUUCCUGCCGUCGCCUGAGUCGCUGCUGGUGAACCUGGGCGAGCACCGCGAGCUGGUGCUGGAGCUGCUGAGCCUGCUGCCCGCGCGCCACGCGCCGCACGCCGCGCCCGCCGCGCACGCCUGCGCGCUCGGCGCCGCGCUGCAGGCCGCAUACAAGCUGAUGUCACCUACUGGUGGGCGAAUAACCGUCUUCCAGACGUGUUUGCCCAAUGUUGGACCUGGAGCACUGCAGUCGAGAGAAGAUCCAAACGCACGUUCUUCAAAGGACGUUGCUCACUUGAACCCGGCUACGGACUUCUACAAGCGUCUAGCGUUGGACUGUAGCGGCGCUCAGAUCGCUGUGGACCUGUUCCUGCUGAGCCAACAGUAUUGUGAUCUGGCUACCCUUAGCGGCAUGAGCAAGUUCAGCGCGGGCACGGUGUACCACCUGCCGCUGUUCCGCGCGGCGCGCGCGUGGCAGGCGGCGCGCCUGGCGCACGUGCUGGCGCGCUACCUCACGCGCAAGAUCGGCUUCGAGGCGGUCAUGCGCGUGCGCUGCACCAGGGGUAUAACAAUCCACACGUUCCACGGCAAUUUCUUCGUGCGCUCUACGGACCUGCUGUCGCUGCCCAACGUGUCGCCCGACGCCGGCUUCGGCAUGCAGCUCGCCAUCGAGGAGUCGCUCUCUGACUUGCAGCAGGUCUGCUUCCAGGCGGCGCUGCUGUACACCAGCAGUAAAGGUGAAAGAAGGAUACGCGUGCACACCCUCGCCCUGCCGAUAGCGAGCACGCUGCCCGACGUGCUGCACUCGGCCGACCAGCAGUGUAUCAUUGGAUUGUUAAGUAAAAUGGCGGUGGACCGUGCAGCAUCAGCUUCCAUGUCGGAAGCAAAGGAGGCAUUGAUCAACGUGGCGGUGGACGUGCUGUCGGCGCACCGCCUCGCGCAGAACCUGCCGCAGGGCGCCGCCAGCGCCGCGCUGCACGCGCCCAUGUGUCUCCGACUGCUGCCGCUGUAUAUACUGGCGUUGUUGAAACGGAAAGCGUUCCGCACGGGCACAUCGACGCGACUGGACGAGCGUGUGGCGGACAUGUGCCUGAUGAAGUGCGCGCCGCUGCCGCAGCUGCUGCGCGCCGUUUACCCCGACCUGUACCCGCUGCACGCGCUGCACGCGCCCGCCCAGCAGCACCAGCAGCAGCAGAACCAGCAGCAGCAGCAGCAGCACCGCGACGAGGACCUGCCGCGGUUACAGCUUACUGCUGAACGGAUAAACAUGAACGGAGCGUAUCUACUAGACGACGGUGAAACGAUGAUUAUAUAUGUGUGUCACGGCGUCAGUCCCGCGUUCCUGUCGGACAUGUUCGGUGUGGCCGCCUUCAGCCAGGUGCCGGACGAGGCGAGACAGCUGCCUCUCGUGGAGAGCGACGGCAACGAGAUGCUGCACGCCUUCAUAGAUAAGUUGAACGAUGACCGGCCGUAUCCGUCUGAUAUAUUAAUUCUUAGGGACAACUCACCAUCUCGCCAUCAAUUCACAGAGCGUUUGGUGGAAGAUCGCGUAGAAUCUGCAUUCUCAUACUACGAAUUUCUUCAACACGUUAAAACUCAAGUGAAG
Molecule: messenger RNA, 3360 nt
Organism: Brenthis ino (lesser marbled fritillary)
Lineage: Eukaryota; Metazoa; Arthropoda; Insecta; Lepidoptera; Nymphalidae
Source: the annotation of a GenBank genome assembly